This is a messenger RNA of Trifolium pratense (red clover), 1792 nucleotides long. Its product is annotated as protein ROH1-like. The transcript has 2 exons. The record is from RefSeq and is a predicted model, not a curated record. Bases 387 to 1571 code for a protein of 394 amino acids. Lineage: Eukaryota; Viridiplantae; Streptophyta; Magnoliopsida; Fabales; Fabaceae.
AUAAUUUUUAAAACUUUUUCAACCAAAAUAAACAAUUCUCUUAAUUCUAGUCAGAAGAAAAAAAUACAUAUAUAGCAAAUAUUCCUUCAUUCCACAAUAUUUUAUUAUUCUUUAAAAAAAAAUGUUGUCUUGUCAGUACUCUCUGCAGUAACAUUCCGAUUACGCUUCCCUUCAUCUGCCGUUAACCAAACCCCUCUCCUUCCUUGCUUUGUUCCUUUCCUAGGGUUUUCAGAUUCCUUGCUUCACCUUUGCUUUUCAGCUUCUACUCUUUUUCACCUCAAAGAGCAGUUUUUGAUGGGUUUCAUGUGAUCUUUUGUGGUUCUGGUCAAGUGUUGUGAGGAUCUUUUGGGGGAAGAGGGGUUUGUGGAGGUUGUGAGUCUGUCACAAUGCCUUCUACGGAAAAUCAGAGUCCUUCUUCUUCGUCAUUUUCAUCCUUUGGUCGAUCGUUAUUUGGUAUGAGGCAGGAACAGGUUCAUUCGAUAGAAGCAAGUCAUGAAUCAGAUUCAUGUAAUUUAGAGUUUGGAUCAUUCCAAAAGCGUGUUACAGAUCGUUUUCAUGAACUUUCUGGGGUUAGUGAUGAUGAAUUGCUCUCGAUUGAUUGGAUGCAGAAGCUCCUCACUGAGUUUAUCUGCUGUCAUGAGGAAUUCAGAGUCAUUCUGUUGAAUAAUAAAGACCAGUUAUCGAAACCUCCCUUGGAUCGGGUGACAUCUGAAUUCAUUGAGAGGUCGGUCAAGGCACUUGACAUUUGUAAUGCGAGUCGAGAUGGGAUUGAGAAUAUUCGUAUGUGGCAAAAGCAUCUGGAAAUUGUGAGUUGUGCUUUAGGUUCAAAUAAGAGACCAUUGACUGAAGGGCAGUUUAGGAGGGCGAGAAAGGCGCUGAUGGAUUUAGCAUUGACAAUGAUGAUUGAUGAGAAAGAAUCAGGAUCUGUUUUUUCUCAACGUCAUAGAUCUUUUGGGCGGCAUAACUCGAGCAAGGAUGGACAUUCUUCGUCAGGGCAUUCAAGAUCACAUUCAUGGAGUGUCUCUCGGUCCUGGUCUGCAGCCAAGCAACUACAGUCCAUUGCAAGUAACCUGGUUCCACCCCGUGCGAACGAGAUUGCUGCAAAUAGCAGGCUUUCAGUUUCUGUUUAUACAAUGAAUUGUAUUCUCUUGUUUGUCUUGUGGAUCCUUGUUGCAGCUAUUCCAUGUCAGGAUAGGGGUUUAAACAUUCAUUUUUCAGUCCCCAAGCAAUUUACCUGGAGUGCUCCAGUUACUUCGCUUCACGAACGGAUCCUGGAGGAGUCAAAGAAGCGAGAGCGCCGGAACUCAUGUGGCUUGCUGAAGGAGAUAUAUCAAAUUGAGAUAACCACCCGCCACUUGACGGACCUGGUAGAUUCUGCUCAGUUUCCGUUGUCUGAUGAACAUAAAAUGGAAGUUGAACAGGAUUUGAAGGAGCUGAAACUUGUUUCCGAAGCUUUUAGAGAUGGGCUGGAUCCGUUGGAGCGCCAAGUGAGGGACGUAUUCCGAAAGAUAAUGGUUUCCCGAACUGAAGGGCUUGAUUCCCUUGGCGCGUCAAACUAUACAGGGCAAUGAAAGAUGGUGGGUUGUUGCUGAGCUAUCUGAGGUAAAAAAUUGCGGAACAUGUACAUUUUAAAUAUUAUUAGUAGUUUAUUCGAGAGGAGGAAGAAUAUGAUAGGCGAGCUUUCACAGAUAAAUCAUUUAGCUCAAAUGUAAUGCUUGGUAUUAGUCUCAAUACUUUAUGUAAAAAAAUUGGUCAGGUUACUUAUGAAAUAUUUUGUGGUUUAUUUGCUUAA